Messenger RNA from Schistocerca piceifrons (Central American locust), 573 nucleotides. Its product is annotated as nucleoplasmin-like protein NO29. Bases 1 to 573 code for a protein of 190 amino acids. The record is from RefSeq and is a predicted model, not a curated record. NCBI's taxonomy places the organism in Eukaryota, Metazoa, Arthropoda, Insecta, Orthoptera, Acrididae. The transcript is spliced from 3 exons.
AUGUUAGCCGAUGCAUUCGCCGCCAAUUUCACGCCGGUGGAGGACGUCGUGGAUGAAGAGCGCGUCCAUUUGGUAGAACAGCACCUUCCUGUUUACCUGACGCCCAGAGACGUGGACGACGUCAUCGAGGAAAUGACGGAGGAUGAGUUCGCGCAACAGCUCGCUCACCUGCAGACAAAGAAGACAGGAGGCAGUAGUAAUGCAGUAGUAGUUGUUGAUAGUAAUGAGAACAGAUCUGAUGAGUAUGGAUUAGUGAGAAUGUUGAGUGUCUGUGAAAUGAGUGAAAAAGCUGAUACUGGUGCUGUAUGUGUGGAAGCUGAUGUUAAUGUGAUUGGCAAUGGAAGUGAGAAUGCCAGAGUAAUUCCAGAUGAAAUUGCAGUAGAUAAUAGACAGGAAAAUGAAGAUGUGGUAGAACAGAAUGAUGAUGAUGAUGAUGAUGAUGAUGAUAAUGAUGUUGAUGAUGAUAUAUUACUUACAGAAUUAGAUGGGAUGGUAUAUGUAGAAGUUAAAGUUGAUGAUUUGGUGCUGAAUAAUUCUGGAAAUUCUGGUGUGUGUUCAAGUAAUGAGUUAUAA